CAUUCUAUAGAGAAGCAGCGUUUAAAUCCUUACGGACCUUGGAGGGUUACAUUUACCCAAAACUUAUUUUCAAAUGGGCCCCGUCGCCUAGCGUUUACUCCCCCAUCCUCGCCAACUGAGUUGAAUUGGUGCUACUGAACAUCAAGCACGUCUGGGUCAGAAAAAGGUUUCCAUCAAGCACGUUACAGUGACCAAUAACUGAAGAAUGGCGGCUAUUCCAGCAGGCGGUUCUCUUGUGGCGACAACUGAUUACUACCGAAGGCGCAUCGGCUCUACAUCCAGCAGCAGCUCUUGUGGCAGUUCGGAGUACAGUGGGGAGGUCAUCCCUCACCAUCCAGGACUCCCUAAGCAGGACUCUGGCCACUGGUGGUCCAGUUUCUUCUUUGGGAAGCAGCCAGGGAUGACCCCUUUGACCGAGGAGGCACAUCAGAAGGCGGGGGUCUCAGGUGCAGUGACCAACGGUCAGAUCACCUGCGUUGCCAGGGAGAUGGUGUUGCAGCAGCAGAUGAGCGAGAGCAGCGACGCAGGAAGCCCCACCUCCUCCUGAUCCUGCAACUCAUUCCAGUCCACACUGCACCUCGGGGAGAAACGAUCCAACAACCAACGCUAGGUGACGGGAAACUGUCCCAUUUCCACUUUUUUCUUUUUUUUGUACAUAUUUUUGUCCUCAUAGUAAAGGCUGCCUUACCUGUCUGAUUCUGUAGCCUUGUGAUACUGUCUUUGUUUUUUUAUUGAAGACCAAAAAUGAGAAAAAAAAAAAAAAAAAAAAAGGUGGUGCGAGCGGUGAGCGCCGUUAACAUUUGUAACGUUCUGUGUUUGUACUUUGUGUAAACUGAUUUACACUCACAUGCUCUUUUGUUAUAUACAUUUCUCACCUGUCAUUGCAAUAAAAUAGACUGUUGCAGCCUGA
Melanotaenia boesemani (Boeseman's rainbowfish) is the source of this 910-nucleotide messenger RNA. RefSeq names its product pancreatic progenitor cell differentiation and proliferation factor b (gene ppdpfb). The transcript has 5 exons. Gene Ontology annotation, biological process: cell differentiation; multicellular organism development. The record is from RefSeq and is a predicted model, not a curated record. Lineage: Eukaryota; Metazoa; Chordata; Actinopteri; Atheriniformes; Melanotaeniidae. Bases 206 to 547 code for a protein of 113 amino acids.